Monodelphis domestica (gray short-tailed opossum) is the source of this 6440-nucleotide messenger RNA. NCBI's taxonomy places the organism in Eukaryota, Metazoa, Chordata, Mammalia, Didelphimorphia, Didelphidae. The record is from RefSeq and is a predicted model, not a curated record.
UUUUUUUUUUCUCUUUUUCUUUUGGUCUAUUAUGCUUUUCAUGGAAUUCUUUUCAUCAAUGGACUUCUUGACCUGUUCUUCUGGCAGGUCAAUUCUGGUUUUUAAUCUGCUUAUUACUUCAUUUGAUUUCUGUGUCUCUCUUUCCAUUUGGCCAACUUUGCUAUUUAAGCUGUUAGUUUUUGCAUUACAUUCAUUUCUUUUUCCCACUUUUCUUGAGUUCCUCCAGAACUUGUAACCAGUUUCUUUUUUUUUUUUUGAGAGUUUCCUUGUGUUUACUUGUUUCUUACCCUCUUUUGAUGCUUCUUUUUUUGCUCAUUUUCUCCACAGAAAUUUUCCAGGGUCAAGAGCUUAUUUUAUGCUGCUGUUUACUCAUUUUUCCACAGGAGGAGUGGAGUCCUGCAAGUUGCUUGUUAUUUCUAUCUUAGCUUCUGGCUCAUAGGGCUUUGCCUUCACUUCCCUGUCAGAGGAUCAGGGAAUGAACCCAGUACUAUAUAGAGCUCUGACCCUUACCUCUAGGACAUGGGAUUUCCAGGGGUAGAUCUGCAGUGUUUUUCUGUUGGUGUAACCUGCUUCUCCAUGUUUUGCUCAGUUCCCUGCCACUACCAUUGCCACUGAUGCUACUGCUGAGUGAAUCCAGUGCUAUUACGUUUCUAAUCUCAUUGUCAGGGCUUGGAAUCUCCAGGAGUAGGUCUGUGGUGCUUUUUCUUUGGUGUAGCCCACCUCCUAGAAUUCAAAGGUUACCAGGGUCCUGGUUCUUCUUCUGGCACAGUAGAUGGGGGAGGGUGGUCAGCCUUCACCUUUCCUUGUGUAGAUUUUCCUCCUUAUAAUAUGGAAAUCUCUUACCGCCUACCUGUCACAGUGUCCAGGGGGAGAGCCCCUUUGCUUGUCCUGCUUUGACUUCUGUCCUUUUGAGAUGUUUCUUAAAGAUUGGUUUAGAAGGAUAUUCAGAGCAACUUUAGAGUUUCUUUGCUACUCUGCCAACGUCUUGGCUCUGCCUACUAGCAAGGAAAAAUUUGAUCCCAGAUUUCUCUGACUUCAAAAACAAGCAAUAUUUUUCACUAUUUCACUUGACCUCUCACUCUAGAAUUAAAAACUUAGUAGUUUUAUGCUAUACAAAAAGUAAGUCCUCUGUGGAAAGGACCUGGGGUGCAUGGGUGAGAGGUGCAGAGCUCGAGAGUGGGCACACAGGUAUCCAGUUGUUUAGAACCAAUGGGCUAUUUGAUUGUUAGUAUGGCUUUGAGACAAAGCAACUUGUAUUCAAUGGGACCAGCAAUAUAAUCCCUGCAUAUCCAUCUAAACUGGCUGGUCUCUUAGAGAUGAGUGGGGCAACUCUGACUGCUGGUGGACAAAGGACAACUAAUAUUUUAUGAUGUCAUCAACAACUCAGAUCCCUCACCUGGUUAAAGGCACCUAAAGACUCUGUCUAACUAUAGGUAUCUAAAGAAGCAUCUUUAGCUUUCACUGCAUCCUAGAACCCCAGACCUCUCAGGAGAGAGUGCUAUUUUUUUCUUAAUAGACUGAUCAUAUUUUUAGUUACUCUAUUUUUGCAUCUGAGGACUUAGUCCCUUUGCUUUCCUCUCUUGGGAAAGCUUAUUUGCCACCAAGGACAAAAAAUUACAAAAGAAUUGUCAACUCCUGAUCUUCAUAGCCUGUUUCCAGAUCUUCUUGAAGUUCUUACUGGAAAUCCUUUAGUAACCAAAUGGGGAGAAGACCAAGGAUAUUUCCCAAAGAAUUGGUCCAGUUCCCUCAAAAUAGCCUGUAUCACAAGGCUUCUUCAGUGCUGUUACCAUGUCCCCCACACCGGAUUUCACCAUUCUGGGAAAAAGAAUACAAGUCAAGGGCUGAACUGAUGUCACUCCUCAACAAACCUCAUAGCCCUCAAGCACCACAUUGUUCCUACCAGAGGAAUACCCAAAAGCAGUCUCCACCUUGGCUCAAAAAUCCAGCUUUCCAUUCUAAGAUGCCCCAACUUCAUCCCAGAGCAAUGGCAGUGCCAUUGCCCCAUCUUCAUCAUCUGGCUAAGCCAUCCCCUCAUCACAAACACCCUACAGUGACUCCAGUCUUGCCUCAAUCUCGGAAUGAUAUCCCAACCAGAAAAACAACUACAACUUUAACUCCUAUUGAACAAUGUCUCAUACCUCCUUUGGGCUCCAAAAACCACCUUGAAUCUUCUUUGGAUUCUGAGCAUCAUUUGGAGACUCUUUCAGGCUCUGACCACCUUCCCAAGAUUUUCCCAGUCUGUGACCAUUCAGUUAUUGAGGAUCUAACACAUCUCAACCAGAAGGAUCCAACUCCACCUUUCCCUGACCACCAGACUAAGAUUGCAUUACGUGAAAGACCCAGAUCCAGACCUAGUAUAGCCAGUAUAGUCUCUGACACCCAAACAGCAAACAUUAAGCCUUUGUUAAGAACUCCCACACCACCGGCCAGGGUUUUUCCAAAACCUAAGCGCCGGAUCAAGGCUGCCAAUGCACUGUUAGGACUUUUCAACAUAGACCCUGUACUUCAACCAAUUGCAAAAUCAUUACCUUGUCCCAUCUGGACCAGGACUCCAAAUUUCAGAACAUCAGUCAUAGACUACUGGGUCAAUUCCCAAUCUCUGAAGGAAGCACAAACAUCCAGGGACACAUUAUCCCUUUUACAAUGCCUAAAUCAUCAACCUGGACCACUUGCUGCACCUACAACACAUCUGAAUCAGAGAAACCAGUCUACAACUAUAUGUAGAUACAAUCCUCACCUGCUAUGUAGGCCAAGCCCUAUUGCCCAUGUCUCAGUUCAAACUGAUUAUGACAGCUGGGAAAAUAGGCUGCUGAGAAAGUACCUCCUGGAAUCAUGUCCCUGUAGUCCUGUACUGGAAUCUCUAACUACAACAUCAGAGUCUACAGCUAGAACACCAGAACCUACAGCUACAACAUCAGAGCCUACAACUACAAUGCCAGAGUCUACAGAUAGAACACCAGAGCCUACAGCUACAACAUCAGAGCCUACAACUACAAUGCCAGAGUCUACAGCUAGAACACCAGAGUCUACAACUAGAACACCAGAGCCUACAGCUACAACAUCAGUGCCUACAACUACAAUACCAGAGUCUACAGCUAGAAGAUCAGUGCCUACAUCUAAGACAUCAAAGCCUACAGCUACACUCUCAGAGCCUACAGCUACAAUACGAGAGCUCACAGCUACAACAUCAGAGCCUGCCCUUCAUGUUUCCAUUAAAACUGACAAAGACUCAGAAGUUGUAUCCCAAGAAACAGAUGACCAGGACACAUCUGAAUCCAAAUCUGGUCCAGAAACUGACUCAAUACCAGAGCCUGCUGUCCAUAGUUCCAUUCAAACAGAUCAGAUCCCCUGGGAAGCAAUAUUCCCAGAAACAGACUUACAGGAAAUAUUUUCAUCCAGUCCUGAACCAGAGACUGACACAACAAGAGAACCUACCAUGCAUGUCUCUGUCCAAACAGAGCUAACAGACUCCUGGGAAAUAAUAUCCUCAGAGACAGAUGAGGAUGAAAGUCUAGCAGACCAGGAUGACAGAAUAGCUCUACUGGACUUAGACCCCCAGGAUGCUACUCUAUCUAGCCCUCAGCAGUGGGCCACACCUCCACCCACUCCUUAUCCCUGGGCUGAGGAUAUGCCAAACAACAAUGCCCUGGUCAUGUUUCAUCCAGAAUUAAAACAACGGCAAGCAAUUUCCCAGAAAAUAGAUCAGCUGGCUAUAGUUUCACCCAGGCCAGACCUGGUCAUUGAGGCUAUAUCGGAACCCAUUGUCUAUGAGUCAGUUCUAAUAAAACAAGAGGCCUGGAAAACAACACCUCCAAUCCUACCAGGAAUAUCUGAUCACCAGGCAAUAAUAACAGAGGAAAAUCAUGAGAUAACACCUCCUCUGGACUUAAAUGGCCAAGAUACAGUACUUGCUACCCCUGCCAAGGCAACCACACCUCUGCCCAGCCCUGAUCAGCAGCAAAGUGAGAAUAUAUACAAUCAUGAUGCACAGGUUACACUUGAUCAGAAUUUAGAACAAUGGGCAACACAAUCAGAGGAAACUGAUCUCAAGGAAAACUCAGAGACUGAGCAUACUCCAGAUGUCACUGAUCCUAUCUCAGAUAUGAUUGAGGAAGAAACUUUUGAAAUCAUAGAUAUAAUGCCAUUGAGAAUAGAGUUUGAGGAAACAAAUGAAAUAGUCAAGGAUCACUGGGCAAUAUUUCUUCCCCUGGACAGCAAUGAUGAAGAAAAUACUGUAUCUGGACCUGACCACCCCUCGGCCACACUACUCAUAUCAUCCUUCAGCUCUGACCAGAAGCAAGCAUCUGAGACUACCUCAAGUGACCUUGCCCAAGACUUAGCUCAAAUAGAACAAGAGUAUGAAGAAAUGUCACCAUCAAGAAUAGAACGAGAGACCACAAUUCUAGCAGGCCAGGAUGAAGGGGCAACGCCUCCAGUGGACUUAGACCCUCAAAACCCAGCUCCACUUGUCCUUGAACUCCAGAUCACACCUCCACCCAGCCCUGACCAGCAACCUGAAGAUAUACUAGAUUCCAGUGACCAAGUGUCACUUCAGCCAGAAUCUGAACAUUCUAACCCAAUGUCACCAGAAACAGAGCUUCAAAAACCCAUUGUAAAAGAAGAGUAUAAAAGAGUAACACCACCAAUGAGCUUAGAUCACAAGGUGGAAAUUAUUGUAUCUAGCCCUGAUCACUGUCCAACUCCCCCAUCCAGCCCUGAGAAACAGUCAGAACCUAUUCUGCAUCUCAGUAUCCAGGCUACAUCUCCAACUAAUAGAAAGCACUCAGCAAAAUUGUCUGAAGGUCAAGAGAAAAUCACACCUCUUCCUAGCCCUAACCCCUCAGUCCCUCCUCCAGCUGUCUUAGAAAAACAGGCUAAAGCUGGAACAGAUCCCAUCAACCUGGCAAGUACAGCACCAGUGAGCUUGGAUGAUGAUGAAACAAUUCCUCUAAGUCCUGAGAAGACCACAUCACCACCAAGUCCCAAUCACCAGACUGAGCCUCCAACAGGCCAUGACCACCAGCCUGAGACUAAGCUGAGCUAUGACCACCAAGAUGAGGUUGAAUCUGGGUUUCAACAUCAGUCCCAAAUUGUGCAAAAGAGACAACCUGAAUUACGUUUAAAUUAUAUCAAACCAUACACCAUCUUGGGGGGAACUGUCUCUGACAAAACUGUUCAUGCUAUCAUUAAUUCCAUCCCUCAGGAAAGAAUAAAAAAUGACAUCUCUAAGCAGAUUCUCCUACCUAUGAGUCUUGAUAGAUACAGCCCAUGUGAAUACAUGGUUUGUUUAAUUUGCUCCUCCUGGAUCCCAGAUGGCUGUCCACAUGAAGGGAUGAAAUAUCCAUGUGAAGCCCAGUUACUGGCUACACCAAUAUCUAUGUCCAUGUCAGAGGAGUUGAUUAAUGUGACAUUUUCCCUCAAAUGUCCCCAGGCAACAGCCUCUGCCCUUUUUUGCUCCUCAGACAUCCCCCGUAGAAAUUUGAAACAGUCAUCAGAAGACGUAGAAUCAAAUCACUCAGAACCCAUGGUCACUCUUCAAUCAAGGCCAAAAUGGCUUCACUUCAUACUAAGCAAAUCUCUCCCACAAGGGAAGAAAGACAUCUCUAGAAGCCCAGAACCAUCCAUAGACAAGGUCUUUGAAGAAGGAAGAGAAGGGGAGAUGGCCAGGAUACAACGGACGACCUUUAGAUCUCUACUGGAGAGAUUUCAAUGGAGGUUAAAGGGAAACUAAAUGUCUAUCUUUAUCUUUGAAAGAAAUUGAGAAUUCCCCCUGUGUAUUUUUAAAAAUUGUGUCUAAUUUUGAGUCUUAAUUAUUAUUUUAGGUGUUACAAAGAGAUUAUAACCCUGUCUCUUCUUUUCAGUUCAAGAGGGGGACAAUGAUUAUAGGGAGAAUGAAUUCUUCACUUCGUCUUCUUCUCAUCCUAUAGCCUAUGGAGCCCCUUUGGUAAAUAUGGGAGAAUGUGGACAGUACUCACAAAGAGUGGGCAUGCAUGGAUGGAUUCCAACCUGUGUUUUUGUUGGAAUUAUCCAAAUCAAUGAGAUCACCUGUGUAUUUGAGUUUUGAGCCAAACAGACUGUAUAAAGAAUUAAUGGCUCCCCAAAGACCAAAAAAAAAAAUCCAUUCUUUGCUUUCCUCACAUUUACAGAAAUUUAGUAAAUGUUUCUCUAGGUUAAAAUAUGACUAUGAAUAACCUACAAACCUCUUUAUCCUAACUCAACUUCAUCACCUAAAUCCUACCUUCAAAAAAUAUAUACAUUACAAAAUCACAGGAUUUUAGAGUUGGGAAAAAAACCUCAGUAAGUUUCUAAUCCAGUCUUUUCCACAGAAUUCUCCACUAUGAUAUACUCCAAAAUUGACCUUUUUGAAGACUUCCAAGGAAUGAUAACCUAUAACCUCAUAUGAUGACUCAUUCUGCUUUUGUAGAGUUGUAAUAAUUGCU